AUGCCGAUCCCGCCUGUUCGUCGGACCAAAGAUGUCAUCGGAAAGGAUCAACAGCUGAUCAGGGGACGGUGUGGACUGUUUGGAUGGUUGCGUGCUGCCGUGCCACUCGGCCUGUGGCUGUUCCCUCUGGUUUUGUGCAUCCUGCGUACUGACCGUAUUCCGUGCUGGAAAUUUCGAUUGUCUCACAGCGUGCACGGUGAUUUGCCGGGGGCCAACGGAUUUCUUGUUCCUGACCCCAAUUCGCGUGGUGGGGUGGAGGGCGUCCAGCACUGGUCCACUCACAAUCACCCGAUGGACGGAGAUAAUAAUCUUUUAGGGACCCCUCUCCUCUCUGACUGCUCCGGCUCGAGAGACCCGACGCGGAGCUCCCUCCGCGCUAUUGACUUUUACCCAUGGAAUUCGGUGAAUCGCGCGCUCAAAAUAGCUGUGUCUGACUCCAUUUUCGAGCACUUUCGCCCUUUCGCCUCCACCCCACCCCGUGAACUAUGA
Molecule: messenger RNA, 489 nt
Organism: Penicillium cosmopolitanum
Lineage: Eukaryota; Fungi; Ascomycota; Eurotiomycetes; Eurotiales; Aspergillaceae
Exons: 1
Coding region: 1-489 (162 amino acids)
Source: RefSeq, a predicted model, not a curated record